AGCGUCGAGGUAUGGUCGCGCCGCUCGACGCUGAGAACGUACGCGUGUGUCCAACGAUAUUUCGAAUUUCAAUACGAAAAUAAUAUCAAACGCUUCGGACUUAUAUGUACCAAUAAAACGGAACAAAUACAGAUUAAAAUACGGGGACAAUCAAGAAACGUUAUUAAAGUAAUUAGUGUGUUAAAGUGAAAAGUUUUAAAACUUGAAAUAGACAUGGAAAUUGUGAUUAGAAAGAGUUUCAAAAAGUGUUUAAGUGAAAUAACAAGGACAUCUUAUUGAAUUAAAACGGUUUUGAUUAGUAAAUUGAUGGAUUCUACACAUCCGGCAAAGGGACGCAACACACCCAUGCCGAUGGAAAAAACAUGACAUUAAGCUAUUUGUCUCUGAUUUUCCGUCCUUCUUCAUGUUUGAUUUUAUUCAAAAUGGCUUUUAAUCAAACAUCUCACAAAAACUCAUUCCUAGCUUCAGUGUUUUUACUAUUCGUAUUGGCUCUUGAUAUUGCUGAUCAAAGUUCGUUACCGCUCAAAUAUGAAGCCCCAGAUGAUUGUCAGUGGUGGUUGCGAGGGCCUAACGACUCACACGAAGUGUCGCUCACGUGUAAACUGCGAACGAUCAACAGUGAGUUUGAUACGACAAACUUUAGUGUUAUCCCUUCGGAACAUACGACAUCUUUAAGGAUUGAGUGUAAUGAAGAAAUGAUGUAUAAAAGCUCCUUGGACGAUCGUAGUUUUUCCCAUUUAGUGAAGUUACGUGAACUUGUGUUAGACAAUUGUAAAAUUGGGAGGUGGCCACCUGGUGUCUUGUCCGGAUUGAGAGAUCUUCGAAACUUAACCAUACGUACAAAAAAUACUGAGUGGGCCGCCAUGAGCCUAGAGAUUGCAUCAGAAAGUUUCACAUCAGUAAGGCAAUUAGAAAAGUUAGACCUCAGUUUUAAUAACAUUUGGUCGUUCCCUGAAAAUCUAUUUUGUCCCCUUACAAACUUAGUUUAUUUAAAUGUUUCAUCAAAUAGACUGCAAGAUGUAAGCGAUUUGGGAUUUAGAGAAAGAGUAAUGCAUCAAGCUCUAAUUAGUGAUCAUGAAGGUCCAACUGCAUCGGCACCAAUACCACAUGCAUCGUGCUCUCUCGAUAUUGAAGUACUCGACGCAUCAUAUAACCAUUUUGUUUUAAUGCCUGAAAAUGGAUUUCACGCCCUACGAAGGCUCAAAGAAUUGCACAUUCAUGAUAACGAAAUAUCCAUGGUCGCCGAUAAAGCUCUAGCGGGCUUGAAACAAUUACAAAUUAUUGAUCUAUCGAACAACAAAAUUGUAGCACUGCCUCAAGACUUGUUCAAGGAGUGUAGGUCAGUAAUUAAAGAAAUUUAUUUACAAAAUAAUUCAAUAAGUGUGCUCUCUCCUACGCUAUUUGCUAAUCUUGAACAGCUAUUGGCCUUAGAUCUAUCGCAUAACCACUUGACUAGUACAUGGAUAAAUGAAAACACAUUCGCAGGACUUAUCAGAAUGGUGUUACUAAAUUUAUCUAAUAACAGACUAACGAAACUUGAACCUAAGAUAUUUAGAGAUUUAUACACACUACAAAUUCUGAAUAUCCAACACAAUAUGCUAGAGAAUAUUGCAGCCGAUACUUUUGCACCAAUGAAUAAUCUUCACACAUUAAUAUUAUCUUACAAUAAGAUAACUCAUGUCGACGCUUAUGCAUUGAAUGGCCUAUACGUUCUAUCUCUGCUAUCUCUCGAUAAUAAUCGUCUUGAAGAACUGCACCCCGAAGCAUUUCGUAAUACUUCCUCAUUACAAGAUUUGAAUUUAAAUGGAAAUCGACUGAAAAAGGUGCCACUUGCUCUAAGAAAUAUGCGUUUGCUGAGAACGCUCGAUCUUGGAGAAAAUCUGAUAACAUCUUUGGUGGAGCCAGGAUUUGUUGGAUUACAUAAUGUGUAUGGACUUCGUCUUAUUGGAAACCAGAUUGAGAAUAUAACUGAUGAUAUUUUCACUGAUUUACCAGCGCUACAAAUAUUAAACUUGGCACGAAAUAAUUUAAGAUACAUUGACCCAAAUGCUUUUGAAGCGCUCAAAAAUUUACAAGCCAUGAGAUUAGAUGCCAAUCAACUCACAGACAUACAGAAUUUGUUUGUAAAUAUACCUUCUUUGUUGUGGUUAAACGUGUCAGAUAACAAAAUAGACUGGUUUGAUUACUCCCUCAUACCAACGGGACUUCAAUGGCUUGAUCUUCACAAUAACAACAUCAAAGAAUUAGGAAACAACCACAGCUUGGAUAAGGAAUUAAGGUUAGAAACGUUAGACGCAAGCUUCAAUAAACUGGUCAAUAUAUCCACCUACUCGAUUCCCAGCAGCGUCGCUCUGCUAUUCCUCAAUGAUAAUCAAAUAACUCAUGUUGAGGCUCAAACUUUUGUUGGAAAAACCAAUUUAACAAGAGUCGAUUUGUAUGCAAAUCAGAUCACUAGCUUGGAUUUCAAUGCGCUUCGUUUAACUCCAGUUGAUCCGGGCCGGCCUUUGCCCGAAUUUUAUAUUGGCGGAAAUAAUUUUCAAUGUGACUGUACCAUGGAGUGGUUACAACGUAUAAAUAAACUUGACCAUCUCAGGCAGCAUCCUAGAGUGAUGGAUUUAGAAAGCAUAUAUUGCAAGUUGUUGUAUAAUCGUGAAAGAACAUAUAUUCCGCUCAUUGAAGCGGAAUCCUCACAGUUUUUGUGUACGUAUAAGACUCACUGUUUUACUUUGUGUCAUUGUUGUGAUUUCGACGCGUGUGAUUGUGAAAUGACGUGCCCUUCGAACUGUACUUGCUAUCACGACCAAUCGUGGUCGGUUAAUAUUGUGGACUGCUCUGCUGCUGGGUAUUCAGAAAUACCCAACAGCAUACCUAUGGACGCUACUGAACUAUAUUUAGACGGAAAUAAUUUUGGUGGUUUAACAAGUCAUGCAUUUAUAGGUCGUAAAAACUUAAAGAUACUGUACGCAAACAAUUCAAAUAUUGAUGCUUUGUAUAAUAAUACAUUUAGUGGACUAAAACGCUUAACCGUGUUGCAUUUAGAAAAGAAUAAUAUAAAGGAGUUGUUAGGGUUUGAAUUAUUGCCAUUAGAAAAUUUACGAGAGCUGUAUCUGCAAGACAAUAAAAUACACUAUAUCGACAAUCGGACAUUCAUCGAACUUAAGCAUUUGGAAGUUUUACUUCUAGAAGGUAACAAUAUUUAUGGUUUUGCUGUGUGGCAAUUCACGCUUAAUCCAUAUUUGGUAGAGAUAAGUCUUUCACGCAACCCUUGGUCUUGCGAUUGCCAAUACAUACAGAAAUUCCGAAACUGGUUUCGAUACAAUCUCGGAAAAGUAGAAGAUGCUUUCAGAAUAACCUGUACAUUCGAUAACGUAACAAAUGCAGUGGGGCCUCACAUGUCUGACUUUAACUCUACGAUUUGUACUAGUCACGUUGGCGGGAGUUCUUCGAUAAUCGAAAACCAAGUCAUAAAUGAUUACCUCCCAUUACUUCUGAUAUCGCUUUGCGUAUUCGUGAUAAGCUCCGUUCUUAUAUGUGGUGUGUUUUAUUGGCGACGUGAGCUAAGAGCAUGGGUUUACUAUCACUGUGGAUUUAGAAUGUGCUAUAAGAGCACAGCAUUUGAUGAUGAAGCUGAUAAAGACAGAUUAUUUGACGCCUACAUUAGUUAUAGUGUGAAAGACGAGUCGUUUGUUGCUCAAAUGCUCGCGCCGGGUUUGGAAUCGACAGAUCCAAGUUUCCGGCUCUGCCUACAUUAUCGUGAUUUCAACGCCUCGGCGUACGUGGCCGAUACAAUAAUAGAGGCGGUCGAAUCAUCCAAACGAACUAUUAUAGUGUUAUCAAAAAACUUUAUCAAUAACGAGUGGUGUAGGUUCGAGUUCAAAACGGCUCUCCACGAAGUAUUAAAAGAGAGACGAAGAAGACUGAUAAUAAUAAUGCUAGGCGACAUACCGAGCCGUGACAUUGAUCCCGAGUUGAGGCUGUGUUUGAAGGCGAAUACGUGUGUAGAGUGGGGUGAUAGACAGUUUUGGCAGAAGUUGCGGUUCGCGAUGCCGGAUCUGCGGAAGUGUCAGUAUCAUCGGUCGACUGUGAAUAUUUACGCGUCGGUGUCGCCCGUGGGGGCUGGGAGGGCUCCGGCGCCUCCGCCUCCGCCCCCGAAGCUUCCGCCCCUGCUGGCCGAAGGGCUGGCCGACCGGCUGACCGUGUCCUCCGGUGUUCACGCACGCGAUCACUCGCACCGCAUUCCACCGCAUGCACAGAUGUGGGCGUAGCGAAUGCUCCAACGCAGUGCAUCCACGGAACGCACUGCGUACACCUGGCUUCACGAAACCAGGAUCGAGUUCUCAUCUCCCUUCAGCCGGAGGCAGAGCUCCAAUUCUACCGUCUACGAGAGUGACUGAUGGUGUGACCCACAUCGGCUUGAAGAAGCAUUGCUAUGAACUAUGUGCAGUGCAAUUUCUAUAGUGUGCUUAGACCACAGACAUUUAGACGUAAGCCCUAUUUAACAUGUUGGCUUUUUACAUUUAGCUACAUUUAUUUUAAAACCACCCACGCUUGAAUCGACAUUUAGGCCCUGUUCACAUGUACAAAAUUUCUGUAAAAGCCAUGUUUAUUUCACGGAUGUUUUUCUCGUUAAAUUAAAUGAAUUUGAAUCAUUUGUCAAAUCUUUACAUACCUAUAUUAAGAUUAGAUUAUUAAAUCAAUGUACAAAAAUAAUUUCUGGUUUUGGCGUAACAACUUCAGAACCACGGCCAGAAAUGAUUAUUAUGGAAAUGCUAGUGCGUAUGUAUGAGUUUCUUAAAUACUUCACCGACAAGCAAAUGAGCGUGAAUGAAGCUUAAUUGUAAGAAAUCCUCGCUCCCAUACGGACUAUCGAGCGAAAGAGAACAUGUGAUCGGUAAUACUAUUCCCCCGUUUAAUGAUCGCGCAUGGCUUUAGUUUUCGCGAUUAUGUAUACUGAG
Molecule: messenger RNA, 4955 nt
Organism: Leptidea sinapis
Lineage: Eukaryota; Metazoa; Arthropoda; Insecta; Lepidoptera; Pieridae
Gene: Toll-6
Product: toll-like receptor 6
Exons: 2
Coding region: 363-4265 (1300 amino acids)
Biological process (GO): signal transduction
Molecular function (GO): protein binding
Source: RefSeq, a predicted model, not a curated record